Aptenodytes forsteri (emperor penguin) is the source of this 3153-nucleotide messenger RNA. It is a transcript of the gene ANKRD44, whose product is annotated as ankyrin repeat domain 44. Gene Ontology annotation, biological process: protein localization to T-tubule; regulation of cardiac muscle contraction. Bases 46 to 3153 code for a protein of 1035 amino acids. Lineage: Eukaryota; Metazoa; Chordata; Aves; Sphenisciformes; Spheniscidae. Gene Ontology annotation, molecular function: protein binding. Gene Ontology annotation, cellular component: T-tubule. The transcript has 27 exons. The record is from RefSeq and is a predicted model, not a curated record.
CCACUGGUCCAAGCGAUUUUCAGUGGCGAUCCAGAAGAAAUACGGAUGUUGAUCUACAAAACUGAGGAUGUCAACGCCUUGGAUGCUGAGAAACGAACUCCUCUUCACGUUGCGUCAUUCCUGGGGGAUGCAGACAUCAUUGAGCUUCUCAUUUUGUCAGGCGCUCGUGUUAAUGCCAAGGACAAUAUGUGGCUGACUCCUCUCCAUCGAGCAGUUGCUUCAAGAAGUGAAGAAGCAGUGCAAGUAUUGAUUAAGCACUCUGCCGAUGUCAAUGCUCGGGACAAGAACUGGCAGACACCGUUGCAUGUGGCGGCUGCAAACAAGGCAGUGAAGUGUGCGGAAGUCAUCAUCCCCAUGCUGAGCAGUGUCAACGUCUCUGACCGAGGGGGGCGGACGGCAUUGCACCAUGCAGCUCUGAAUGGCCACAUUGAGAUGGUGAACUUGCUCUUAGCCAAGGGGGCAAACAUCAAUGCUUUUGACAAAAAGGACAGAAGAGCUCUUCACUGGGCAGCGUACAUGGGUCACCUGGAAGUUGUUGCCUUACUGAUUAAUCAUGGUGCAGAAGUGACUUGUAAAGACAAGAAGGGAUACACCCCACUUCACGCAGCUGCAUCCAAUGGGCAGAUUAACAUUGUGAAACACCUCCUUAACCUGGGGGUAGAGAUUGAUGAAAUGAACAUCUAUGGAAAUACUGCACUUCACAUUGCCUGUUACAAUGGUCAGGAUUCUGUUGUUAAUGAGCUGAUUGACUAUGGUGCUAAUGUAAAUCAGCCUAAUAAUAAUGGAUUCACUCCCUUGCAUUUUGCUGCUGCCUCCACUCACGGAGCACUGUGUCUUGAACUACUAGUGAAUAAUGGGGCAGAUGUUAACAUUCAGAGUAAGGAUGGGAAGAGCCCGCUGCACAUGACAGCUGUCCAUGGGAGGUUCACGCGGUCGCAGACCCUCAUUCAGAAUGGAGGGGAAAUCGACUGUGUUGAUAAGGAUGGUAACACCCCUCUGCACGUGGCUGCAAGAUACGGACAUGAGCUUUUGAUUAACACCCUCAUAACCAGCGGAGCUGAUGCUGCCAAGUGUGGGAUCCACAACAUGUUCCCUUUACACUUAGCAGCGCUGAACGCUCACUCAGACUGCUGCAGGAAAUUGUUGUCAUCGGGCUUUGAAAUAGACACCCCUGAUAGUUUUGGAAGAACGUGCCUCCACGCUGCCGCUGCAGGAGGUAAUGUUGAAUGUAUAAAACUCUUGCAAAGCAGUGGAGCAGAUUUUAAUAAGAAGGACAAAUGUGGGAGGACACCGUUGCACUAUGCAGCUGCAAAUUGUCAUUUCCACUGUAUUGAGACACUGGUGACAACAGGAGCCAAUAUUAAUGAAACAGAUGACUGGGGACGCACCCCUUUGCACUAUGCUGCUGCUUCUGACAUGGACCGAAAAAGAAAGAAUAUUUUAGGUAACUCCCAUGAAAAUGCUGAAGAACUUGAAAGAGCCAGUGAGAUGAAGGAAAAAGAAGCUGCAUUGUGUCUAGAGUUCCUUCUACAAAACGAUGCCAAUCCAUCCAUCCAAGACAAAGAGGGGUACAACACUGUGCAUUAUGCUGCUGCAUAUGGGCACCGACAGUGUUUGGAACUGCUUCUGGAAAAAACCAACAAUAUGUUUGAGGAGUCUGAUUCUGCAGCUACAAAAAGUCCUUUGCAUUUAGCUGCCUAUAACGGUCAUCAUCAAGCCUUGGAGGUACUUCUCCAAUCUCUGGUAGACCUGGAUAUUAAGGACGAGAAGGGACGCACUGCUUUGGACCUGGCUGCGUUUAAAGGACAUGCAGAGUGCGUGGAAGCUCUCAUCAGCCAGGGUGCUUCUGUCACUGUAAAAGACAAUGUCACCAAAAGGACCCCUCUCCACGCCUCAGUCAUUAAUGGCCAUACACCUUGUUUACGGUUGUUGCUAGAAGUUGCAGACAACCCUGAUGUGACAGACGCCAAAGGACAAACCCCACUAAUGCUUGCCGUGGCAUAUGGGCACAUUGAUGCUGUUUCUUUGUUACUUGAAAAAGACGCAUCUGUAGAUGCAGCUGAUCUCCUGGGAUGCACAGCUUUACAUCGAGGGAUUAUGACUGGGCAUGAAGAGUGUGUUCAGAUGCUGUUAGAGAAAGAAGUAUCUAUUUUAUGUAAAGACGCCAGAGGCAGAACACCUCUGCACUUUGCAGCAGCUCGGGGUCAUGCCACUUGGCUGAGUGAAUUACUGCAGAUAGCACUUUCAGAGGAAGACUGCAGUUUGAAAGAUAAUCAAGGUUAUACACCGCUGCACUGGGCUUGCUACAAUGGUCAUGAAAACUGCAUAGAGGUACUAUUGGAACAAAAAUCUUUCCGCACAUUCUAUGGUAAUAGCUUCUCUCCAUUGCACUGUGCCGUAAUCAAUGAUCACGAAAACUGUGCAUCACUGCUCAUCGGAGCUAUCGAUGCCAGCAUUGUCAAUUGCAAAGAUGACAAAGGAAGAACGCCCCUUCACGCAGCAGCCUUCGCGGAUCACGUGGAGUGCCUCCAGCUCCUCCUGAGUCACAGCGCACAAGUGAAUGCUGCGGAUCACGCAGGGAAAACACCUCUCAUGAUGGCAGCUCAAAACGGUCAUGUAGGUGCGGUAGACUUUUUGGUGAACAUUGCCAAGGCUGACCUGACAUUAAAAGAUAAGGAGCUGAAUACAUCCUUGCACUUGGCUAGCAGUAAAGGUCAUGAAAAAUGUGCCUUGUUGAUACUUGAUGAGAUACAAGAACAGAGCCUUAUUAAUGCAAAAAAUAAUGCAUUGCAGACACCUCUCCAUAUUGCUGCACGAAACGGCUUAAAGAUGGUGGUUGAAGAGUUGCUAGCCAAAGGGGCAUGUGUCCUAGCAGUAGAUGAAAAUGGUCAUACGCCAGCCCUGGCUUGCGCUCCUAACAAAGACGUGGCUGACUGCCUGGCACUCAUUUUGGCUACCAUGAUGCCUUUUUCUCCUUCCAGUUCAAUGACGGCUUUCAACUUCGUUUGUUUUAAAAAAGACAAUUUGGGCAGGACACAUCUCUGCGAUGGCUCCAGUAUGGGUAGCAUUAACUCUUACAAUAAGCCCUUGAGUAAUAACAUAGGAACAGAGGAUGGGUAUAAUGACAAUGAUUCGGAUUCUGAAACAUUUUGA